AUGCAUAGACAAAUACAGCCUAAGAUAAGAUACCUAUCUGUUUUGCUUGUGUUUGCACAUUUGGAUACAUGUUUUUGGAUUAUCCGGGAUGUUGCAUCUGUCGCCAUGGUGCAUGUGAUGCCAUGGAUUCGGCUUUUGAUAGGGCAGCUCCCCAUAACUCAAGAACAAUAUGCCACACUUGUGAACCUUCUUCAACAAUCUAACAUUCAACAAGGUUCAUCUACUGCUACCUCCAAUCAAGUUUACUCAUCUACAGUUACAGGAAAUUUCCUCCCUGAAGAUGAUUGGUUCAGCUGA
Vicia faba (fava bean) is the source of this 297-nucleotide messenger RNA. Lineage: Eukaryota; Viridiplantae; Streptophyta; Magnoliopsida; Fabales; Fabaceae. The record is from the annotation of a GenBank genome assembly.